Molecule: messenger RNA, 4158 nt
Organism: Hippocampus zosterae (dwarf seahorse)
Lineage: Eukaryota; Metazoa; Chordata; Actinopteri; Syngnathiformes; Syngnathidae
Product: myosin light chain kinase 3-like
Exons: 15
Coding region: 672-2987 (771 amino acids)
Biological process (GO): positive regulation of apoptotic process; protein phosphorylation; intracellular signal transduction
Cellular component (GO): nucleus; cytoplasm
Molecular function (GO): ATP binding; protein serine/threonine kinase activity
Source: RefSeq, a predicted model, not a curated record
UUCAUCACAAUUACAUGAAUAAAACACAAUCUCGCCAACAUUGGAAACACAAUAGGUUUCUAUUGUGACCAAACUGUCACAUAACUUGCACCCCUUCAAGUUCCUCAAAAAGUGAGUUUAAUUUGGUGUCUUUGCCCUUUCAUUCACAAACAAGCUCUAUCAUCUUUCUGUGCCACCCAAGUAGUGUUCACAGUUUUUGACACCAGGCAGGCGAGUGAUGCUGGUGAGCUUAGCACUUAGGCUCUCAAAUGUCUCAUAGGCUGAGCAAUGCCAAGCCCCCUCCCCAAACACUUGACCCAUGCUGACGCAGUCUAUCCAUUUACAUUUAGGUCCGCGGGCUCACUGCAAUCCCAAUAGUGUGGGCAGCAGCAGGCACCAGGAAUAUUGCACGAGAGAACUACAGCUUCACUGGAUGGUUUAUUCCAUGUUUAUUUUUAGGGUCUUCACUGAUCUUUUGUAGUCGAGAUUGCUUGUGACAGAUCCUUUCCAACCCUUUAAUCCUUUUUUUCCGGCGUGUUGAUUGACAAGUUUGCACACCUGACGGGAGCACUGAAAGGUAGCGCUGGCUCCAAUCGUUACAGAAGUCUUUCCGUCUGUUUCACGGACGUUACCGAUUGCCCAAUUGUCUCGAGUUGGUGUCUUGACGUGAUUUUUUUUUCACUGCAAGAGCCAUGACUUCCUUUAUGAAGACAACCGGUCCGGGUAAGCGGGUGGGCGAAAGCAGCAGUUUUGACCUCAUCCAAAAUCGAAUCGAAUCUUUGAGUGGCAAGAUGGACAAGCUCAUCAACCUUCAAGAGAAGGUCCUUGUCCGGCUUGAUGCAAAGUCCAGUGGUAUUGAAAAGGAAGAGAAGGAGUAUGUCAAGAGCCACGUCCCACAUGGGGAAGUGUACCAGUCGCAGGGACGAGACGUCAAAGACAUAUACCAGGAAAUGAGCAGCAUCAUGUUGGCGGUCAAUCACAGGUCUGAGAUUCAAGCUCAGAAGAUGGAGGGAAUGGAGAAACUGGUCCUCAGCAUGCAGCAGGUGAUCAGCUUCAUCGGAGAGACGAUCAAGAGCUCCAGGGUCAUGGAGCUCAUGUUCAAAGGUGACACCAAGGGAAACAAAGGAAAGCAAGUCUCAAAGAGGAAAUCAUCAGACACAAUAAAAAAGUCAGACAAGAAAACUACCUCUAACAAAGCCAAAAAAGGGAAUGAAGACAUAACUGAUGUUUGCGAGGCCGCUACUCUACUGUCAUCUCACAGGACAAAGCUCCAUGGACCAAAGCGUUACCUCGCCACUCGCAAAUAUGGAACCUUUUUCAACGACCACAAUAACGAUGGCGCAGAGAGGCCCGGUUUGACCCCCAAAGCCCAAAAGACGAUGAACCCCCCCGACACUGCAGGUAUCUCGCUGAAGAAGCAGGCACUGCUUCGAGAAGAGGUUCAGAAACUCAACAGGGAGAACGCAGAGAAGUCAACUCAGCAGUUUAGCGCCGUGUAUUUGAAUCUGCAAGCUGACGUCCCAACGGGCAGUGAUUCCCGAAGCUAUCAAGAGGCCGGCCUUGGUGCUGGAGAGGAUGAGGAAAAUGAUCCUGAUGAAGACGUGUAUGCUACUGAGGAGGUGGUUGAAGUGCAGGAGGAGGUUGAGGUAGUUCAAGAGGAAGAGGAGGAGAAAGCACUAAAGGAGUAUGAGGUGGAAGAAGUGGUGGAAGAAGUGAUAGAAGAGGUGGAGGAACUCACAAUAGAAGAAUCACAAACGUCCGAGUCUGACAAUCCAACAGAUCCAAGCAGGGACGAUUGUGAAGCCACCUUCCUGGACACCCAAAUGGAGGUCAGCGUUACUGCCACCGGCUCCUUUGUGACUGAAGAACUGGUGGUGGUGGAGGAAUACACUGAGGUCCUAGAAGUGGAGAAGGACGAGGACAAGGAGGAGCAAGAAGACUGGGCCGUGUUCCAGGCGGACGGCGUUGAGUUCCAAUUUGAUCUGAAAGAGAGGUUGGCGCGUGAGAAGAAAGAAAAAGCCAAGCCCGAGGAGCAAAAGGAGCCGGAGGAUGAAGUGCAAUACUUUAUUGAUAGCACUCCUCCCCCGGCAGCGCCGUUUAAUCACCGCAUCGUGUCGGCCAAACCCAACCAGAUCAGCAACUUCUACACCAUCAAUUGGCAGGAGGUCUUGGGCGGGGGUCGUUUUGGUCAAGUGCACAAGUGUGUUGAAAACUCAUCUGGUCUGACGUUGGCAGCCAAAGUCAUCAAGGCCAAGUCCCAGAAAGAAAAGGAGCUGGUGAAAAACGAGAUCCAGGUUAUGAACAAUCUGGACCACGCCAACCUGAUCCAACUCUACGCGGCAUAUGAGUCCAGGAAUGACAUCAUCCUCGUGCUCGAAUACGUGGGCGGAGGCGAGCUGUUUGACAGGAUAAUUGAUGAAAACUACACGCUAAUGGAGCUGGAUGCCGUGGUGUUCAUCAGGCAGAUCUGUGAGGGCCUGCAGCAUAUGCACAAAAUGUACAUCAUACAUUUGGACUUAAAGCCGGAAAACAUCCUGUGUGUAAGCAGGGUCACUAAUAAAAUCAAGAUCAUCGACUUUGGUCUCGCUAGGAUAUACAAACCGAGGGAGAAGCUGCGAGUCAAUUUCGGGACUCCAGAGUUUCUUGCUCCUGAGGUGAUCAACUAUGACUUUGUAUCAUUUAACACAGACAUGUGGAGCCUUGGUGUCAUCACAUACAUGCUUCUGAGCGGCCUCUGUCCUUUCCUGGGCGACGACGACAACGAGACACUCAACAACAUCUUGGCCUGCCAGUGCAGCUUUGAAGAGCAAGAGUUUGUGGACACGUCUGAAGAGGCCAAAGACUUCAUCAGCCGACUACUUGUCAUCAAUAAAAGUUGGAGGAUGGGAGCGUCCGAGGCUCUGAGACAUCCCUGGCUGUCUGACGCGGGCCUUCAUCAUAAACUUCAUACCAAGAAAACCAUGUGCCGAUCUCGCCGGUCAUCAUGUGUGCCCCCAACAGACAGUUGAGGGCGCCAACAAGAUGCGAUGACUCCCAGCCGUGGCCACUCCGGACCAAGCUUCCUGUCCCCCUUCCACUUUGAAAUGAGUGAAUUUGUGGCUCACAGUGCCAUGAUAUUCAUCCUUUGUUUUUUAUGAGAAAGCCUCAUUGAUUUGGUUGGGAUUUAAAAGCAAUAUAUACAAUCCUGGCAUCAUGUGGAAUCCUUGUGUGGAACCGAUGUGAGCCUCACUUGCUGUAGCAACAUUGAUUUGAAUGUUGACUGUAAAUUGGAUUCAAUUCCAGCUCACUGGAGUUCUCCCCGUGCUUGCAUGGGUUUUCUUCGGGUACUCUGGUUUUCUCCCACAUUUCACAAACGUACAUGGCAGGUUAAUGGAACACUCAAAAGUGCUCCUAAGUGUGAUUGGGAGCGUGAAUGGCGGUGUGUUUACAUGCGCCCUGUGAUUGGCUGGCAACCAAUUUAGGGUGUCCCCCGCCGACUGCCGGGAUAGGCUUCAGCAUGCCCUGCGACUCUUUGAGGAUAAGCUCAUCAGAAAAAUGAAUGGAUGGAAUUAAGAAAGACAUAACAUCCAUGCGGUGUACUGUAUGUUGUUGGUGCCACACUUUAUAACAGUAUUAAAUGAUUAAUUAUAACUGUAGGUUUCACCGCUGCUUGUACUUUGCGAAGCAUCAACAAAAUGUCUUAUCAGCUGAAUGCUUUCAUUUUUUUGUCAGUGCACAAAAGUAAUUUUUGUAGCUUUUUUUUUUCCUUUUUUAAAUACUACCGGUACUGUCUGCAAGAGCUGUUAAGCCACAAUAGUUACACCUCAUUAUAGAUGCUUGUUUGCCCCGCUGCCACGUGACAGAUUCGCCUUCUAUGAAGGCUCACCGUAUAACUGAAAGGAACACCCAUCUCCCCACCGUUGCAUAGUGAGUGGAUGACACUUGGGUUAGUACGCACAUUUGCAGGCUUUCUGGUUUAAAAGCCAUCAUGUAUCUUUGGAUUGUUUGAAGUUCAAUAGGUUACUCACACAAUUCUGCAUGUUUUCUUUUGUUGAGUGUACACGCAUUAAACUGAUAUUGGGUCUCAAACCUGAGUGGUUUGUUUAUUUUCAGCUUGACUCCAGCGUAGGCUGAAGCGCACAGCCAUUUGAGGGUGCUUUUCACCCCGUGAAAAGUUCCACUUGGUUUCGAUUAAUUCCA